AUGUCCGACCUCGACGCUUUCGACUUCCUCCCGCUUCAAAUCGAUCCCAAAUCAAAGGCCAUUAGCUCCGCACACCCAUCCGCCUCACGCGCGCUCGAGAGCGAGCUGGCCGCGCUCAACAACCUGCACCGCUCCCUGCACGCGCUCGACACACCGCAUAUCGUGCCCCCACCGCCGGUGCCCGUUAACCCCAAGCGUAGCGCCAACAUCAACAAGCUGCGCGAGUCCGGUAACUCCGAGUACCGCAAGCAACGCUAUGCCGAAGCCGUCAAGUUCUACACAUUAGGCCUCCAGAUGGCGCUGGCGCGCCCUGCGUGGGAGCCCAGCCAGCUCGUGCGCGAAGAACUCCAUGCUCUUUACAGCAACCGUGCUCAGGCGCACAUGCACCAAGGCAACUGGCCCGAGGGUGCCAUCGAUGCGGAGGCGAGUGUAGAGUGCAAACGGCAGGGUAACGCUAAGGCUUGGUUCCGGCGUGGGCGGUGUCUGGUGGAAAUGGGCCGUCUAGCCGAGGCAAGGGAGUGGGUGACUCGCGGACUGGAGUUCGAGGGCGAGGAGAAGGAGCUCAGUGAGCUUUUGAAGGAGGUGGAUGGGAAACUUGAUGAAGAGAAGGGGAGAAGGGAUGCGUAA
Dichotomopilus funicola is the source of this 627-nucleotide messenger RNA. RefSeq lists its product as uncharacterized. Bases 1 to 627 code for a protein of 208 amino acids. Gene Ontology annotation, cellular component: nucleus; cytosol. Gene Ontology annotation, biological process: protein folding. The transcript has a single exon. The record is from RefSeq and is a predicted model, not a curated record. Gene Ontology annotation, molecular function: Hsp90 protein binding; Hsp70 protein binding. Lineage: Eukaryota; Fungi; Ascomycota; Sordariomycetes; Sordariales; Chaetomiaceae.